Messenger RNA from Aricia agestis (brown argus), 5774 nucleotides. RefSeq names its product dedicator of cytokinesis protein 4 (gene spg). The coding region runs from base 134 to 5671 and encodes 1845 amino acids. The transcript is spliced from 36 exons. Gene Ontology annotation, cellular component: cytoplasm; plasma membrane. The record is from RefSeq and is a predicted model, not a curated record. Lineage: Eukaryota; Metazoa; Arthropoda; Insecta; Lepidoptera; Lycaenidae. Gene Ontology annotation, molecular function: guanyl-nucleotide exchange factor activity; small GTPase binding. Gene Ontology annotation, biological process: small GTPase-mediated signal transduction.
CAAAAGCGAAUCUCUUGGUUUACGAUUUUUCAUUGAUAAAUAAAUAAUUGUUACUCGGAUUUGUUUAUAAAAAUGAUAAGAUGCUUUAGUUCGCCAAAUAAUUAAGCUAUAUAUCGCUAGCUACACCAUCAAUAUGUGGAUUCCUUCCAAAAGCUCGAAGCUAGCUGUCGCUGUUUAUAAUUGGAAGGGAGAUGUGCGGUCUGGUCUGCCCCUGGAGAUCGGAGAAACUGUCCAGAUAUUAGAGGAAAAUGGAGGCUGGUUCCGUGGAUUCAGCACCAAAAAUAGAUCAGCAUGGGGAAUAUUUCCGGCUAGUGUGGUGUCAAUACGUCCUUGCACCGUCAAAGGUUUUGGUGCAUCGGUGAUAGCUGAAUUCAAAGAUGAUCCAUUGGUCCGUGAAAUUGCUUGUGUACUGCGAGAAUGGGCGAGGCUCUGGAAGAAAUUAUAUGUGGAACGCGAGACAUACAGGUUCAGUGCGGUGGCGAAGGUCAUGCGAGAGCUACUCAACGGACGGCGCGCUUUGCUCACGGGGACGCUCACUCAAGAUCAGACGCGGGCGCUGCGACUCAAGCUCGUGGCCAAGUUGGACUGGGGCAAUAGAAAGCUCGGCUUGGAGCUGGUGCCUCGGCGAGGCGCGGAGGCGGUGGAUCCCGAGGACAUCAGCUUGGUGGAGCUCUACAGGGUACACGCUGAGAGCGCGGAAAGGGCUGCAGCGUGGCGCGGCACGCUGCGUCGCACAGGCGGCUCGGGUAGUAGCUUCAACUCGAGCACUCUCAGCAAUGGCUCCACCGUCCAAUCCCACAACCUCAUGUGCAGCAUGCGCGACUUCGGUCACACGGCCGGUGGGGAUGAAGCAGAACUCCUACUGUGGCUCCACGACGCGAGAAGAGCCCAGCCGCUGUCCGAGCGAUUCCGGAUACGGAUAGCACGGGACGGGUUCUCGAAUUACGUGGAUAGGCUGCACGCGAAUAGCACGCUUUUUGCGGACCUAUCAGCGACAGAUCUCUCCCGCGAGCUAUGGCUGGUGGCGUGGGUUGUGCGUGUCGGACGGUGGUCGGGCGGCGGCAGCGGUACGGGCGAGUGGCGCGGCCCAGUCGCUCGACGUCCUCUCGGCGCUGGCGUGCUACCGUUGACAGAGUUCCUGAGGAUACCGGAGCCGCAGGCGAUGGAGAAGGAGUUUACGUUCAAGGUGUAUCAAUGUGAAGAAAAAGACUUUCAUCAGCUCCAUGAAAUGUUAAUACGAAAACAGAUGAACAAAUGCAAUAUUUUGCCAGGACAACCAAAUUAUGGUAUCGUAGUAGCACUACGACUUCUAUCUAAUGCUAGCAGUAUAUCGGAGGCGAUAUCGUCCGGUGCGACGGUCACCGCUAAACGGGGAUUCCCCGACGUCAUCAUGCCAGGGGAUGUCCGCAACGACCUCUACUUGACCUUGGAGAAGGCGGAGUUUGAACGAGGCGGGAAAAGCACCGCUAAGAAUGUUCUAGCUACAGUCAGCGUUCAUGACGACACGGGACAGGUUAUCAAUGAUUGCGUGUGGGGAGCCAGUGGUUGCGGCGCGACGCGUUUCGACUCGCUCGUCCUGUACCACAACAACGCGCCUGCGUGGGCGGAGCAACUGCGUCUCACGGUGCCGCUCGACACGUUCACGCACGCGCACGUACGCAUCGAGUUCCGACAUUGUUCCACACGAGAUAAGAAUGAGAGAAAGCUAUUUGGCUUCUCUUUCGCACGUUUGAUGGAAGCGAGCGGCGCGACGCUCCGUGACGGCGCGCACGAACUUUAUGUGUACAAAUGUGAUGACCCUAGCAAAUUACUAUCAGCCAGCUAUCUGUCCCUACCGUCAUGUGCCACGGACACCGCGAGAGCAAACACCAACGGCGUGCUCUCCGCAUUCCCUAGAAGUACCAAAGAAAACUGUAUUAUCAGCACCCUGCUGUGUUCCACGAAACUUACACAGAAUGAGGACCUUCUAGCUUUAUUACAAUGGCGUGCGCAUCCAGAGAAAGUCCAAGAGACACUAUUGCGAGUGUUGCGUCUCGGUGACGGAUUGAGCUGCGAAGAACUUAUAAAAUUCCUCAGAGAUGUCCUAGAUGCUCUUUUCGCGUUGUUUUCUACGGAAGAUGGAAACAGCACUCCCCACUCGGGUACUGUAUUUCUUGUGCUCGUAUCGAUCUGCAGCCUUCUCGAUGAGAGUAGAUUCCAACAUUUCAGACCUGUUUUAGACGUUUAUAUCGAAGAACAUUUCUCUGCUGCGCUUGUUUAUAAGGGUCUCCUUUCAUCAGUUCAACACUGCGCGGAGUGGGCAGCGGGCGCGGAGGGUCAAGAACCAAUACGCAAAUGUCUACGUUCACUCGGCUGCGUAUUCCGCCUCGCCGUGCGCUCGCGUCGUCUAUUCGCACGCGCGACCGGCGGGCAAUAUGAGGACAGUUUCCGACGAGACGUGAGAGCAGCACUACACGCGUUACGGCAGUUAGCGCAUCACCCACAUAGGGAUCAUUUGGCGCCGGCGCAGGUGGCGCUAAUGUGUUCAUGGGCGGGGGUAAUCCGCGAGGUAUGCGCGGCACUCGGCGCAGUGGAGGCGGCGCGCGCGGCGGUUGGCGUACUCGACGCGCCAGCUGCGGCCCCGCCCCUAGCACGUGCCCGCCUUGCUGCCGCACAAGAGAUACUGAAAGGACCUCUGGGAGAAGAUCCAGAGGCCCGCAAUAUAAUACUAACGACAGCGUGUCACCACUUACGAGUUCAUCUCGCGCGUCGCGACGAGUUGCCGCAAUGCGCCGAAAUGUUGGGAGAGCUGGUCACCCUGUUGUGGAAGAAGGAAGACCCCGAUGAGCCGAUAGAUGAGGAUGAGUUGGACCCGGAUGUGGAUGUGCUGUGUCUGAACACCCUGGAUGUGCUGGUGGAGACGGUGUUGCAUCUGAUUGGCGGAAAUUCACCGGUGUUGGGUUCAAUGGUAGCUGGUCUACUCGGUGUGAUGGAGCUACUGAAACCUGCGCACUACCAGCGACUGUGGAGCCAUCUAGCGCCGCACCCGCACGACAGGAAGCCGCUCAAAGAUUUCCUCAUGCGAGCCUUCCUUGUGUUCAGACAUUUGAUUGAACAAGAUGUAUUUCCAUCCGACUGGAUGGUAUUAAGGGUGCAAAGCUGUAAAGUUCUGCUAGCAGCGUUACAGGAACUAGCUAAACCGUUGUUGGAGAGAUUCUUGGGCGACGAACCUCCGCAGUUUGAUUCACAGCUAUGGUCAGGAUACCUAGAGCUAGGUGUGGCCUUAGUUACUGCCAGUGCGCUUCAAUCGGAGCGCUGGGUGUCUCGCGGUGGGGAGCGCUCGCGCAUGCGCACUGCGGCCGGCUUGCAGGUGCUGGCUGUAUGGACUCGGCUAGGCAACGCGCAACUGCAGCUCAUAGGCCCGGCGGUCGGUGCGUUACUCGAAGUGACGCUAGUCGGCGAACUGCGUCGCGCGGCGCUCGGCGCUCUCGUCGCGCUAAUGGCGGCGGAACGGGCGCAUGCGGGAUCCGCGCGACGCACGGAAGCGGCGCUAGUGGACAAACUAGACUCGCUGGUCGCUGAUAACAAGGCUGAUGAUCAUUAUCGACGACUGUUUGAUACUGUGGAGCAUCUAAGUUCGGUAUUGAUGGAGCGUGUGUCAUCGGAAGGUUGGCGUGAAGCGGGAGCGGCGUUUGUUGGCUGCGUCACGAGACUGCUGGAGCGGCUGUUGGACUAUCGUGCGGUGAUGCAGGGAACAGAGCACAGAGAUAAGAGGAUGGCAGCUACUGUUAAUUUGCUAAACUUCUACAAGAACGAGAUAGACCGCAAGGAGAUGUAUCUGCGCUACGUGUAUAAACUGCACGAUCUGCACAUCGCAUCCGACAACUUCGUUGAAGCCGGCUGUACCCUACUGCUAUACGCAGAAACUCUGAGCUGGGAUAGUGAUCAACUGGGCGCGGACCCUGAACGUCCAGAGGUGGUGGAGUGGAAGCGCAAGGAGGCGCUAUACAACCAGGUGCUGCAGUACUUCGAUAGGGGAAAGUGCUGGGAGAAAGGACUCCCUCUACUGGGUGAACUGGCAACACUUUACGAGGUGAAACUAUGUGACUACGCCCGUCUCGCUCACACACUGCGUACCAACGCGACGUUCCUCGACUCAAUACUGGAACAACUGAGACCUGAGCCAGAGUAUUUCAGGGUCGGAUUCUACGGGAAGGGAUGUCCACCGUUUGUAAGGAACAAGCAGUUCGUGUACCGUGGGUUGGAGUACGAGCGUAUUGGCGCGUUCACGCAGCGGCUGCAGGCGGAGUACGCAGCGGCGCACAUACUGAUGCGCAAUACGCCCCCAGACGAGUCCGUCGUCGCCGCUGAUGGACAGUACAUACAGAUCUGCAACGUGAAGCCCGUGCCCGCACGUCGGGUGUGGCCGGCGGGCGCGCCCGAGCAGGCGAAACGCUUCUAUGCGUGCAACGACGUCGAUACGUUCCUUUGCGACCGCCCCCUACACAAACCGCCCAUAGACAAGGAUAAUGAGUUCAAGAGUUUAUGGAUCGAGAGAACAACACUAGUCACAGAAAGCACCCUGCCUGGGAUACUGAGGUGGUCUGAAGUCAUUUCGAGAUCGGUAGAAGAAAUUCCACCUGUUGAGUUCGCCUGCGAGACGAUGGAGGCUACCGAACGCGAGCUACGAAGCCUAAUCUCCCAAUACACUGCUGAUCCCACUCAAAACAUCAACCCGUUCUCAAUGAGACUCCAAGGCACCAUAGACGCGAACGUGCAAGGAGGCAUCACUAAGUACGAGCAAGCGUUCCUGACUCCUGAAUUCGGUCGGACUGCCUCGCCGAGAGAGGCGGCCGCCGCGGCUAAAUUAAGAAGACUCAUCUCGUCGCAACUCGCUGUAGUAGACGCGGGGCUGACUCUACAUGGUCGGUUAGCGCCCGAUGAAGUUAAGCCGUUGCAUCGGCGUUUAGUGGAACGCUUUACUCAGCUCAGACAGAACCUGGGACCAGGCCUUGCACGCGCCAGACGACAACUCUCCGAGAGUAUAGUCAAUACACCGCUCCCUCCAGUGCCAUCGUUGGACAAGAGAUCUCACAGCAUACAACAGAACGAAGGAUAUUACGAGGACGGACAUCUGUAUAAUAAGCCAAUUUACUCAGCCGAGGAGCCCCUAGACCAGGGUCCCAUUAUGUCAGCGAGUCUCCCCGCUACAGGAUCGAACGCGAUGGACCCCGAUCCGAUGAGCAAGUCCGCGCCACCGCUGCCGCUCAGACCCAAGUCGGGCGACCCGCGGAGCCCCACGCGACCUAUAUUAGACCGUGAGCCGCUAGAAGAAGACGUGGAGACUCGCCGCCACAGCCGCGCGUCAUGGAGCGAGCCGGGCGACGCGCCACCGCUGCCUCCUAGAGUUUCAGGCGAUAAGCGGUCGUGGGGUGAGGCGCCGGCGGUGCCGCGGCGGCGAGCGGCCGACGAGCGCGACUCCGGCGUCAGCGUCGACCAUCAUUACACCAACGCCGAUAGACACGAUCUCGACCUAGUGGAGUCUCUACGCUACGAGGAGAUAAUAUCGAUGAUGUCGGUACCCCUGCAUGUAGACGAGGGGGAAACCCCUCCCCCCAUACCGCCCAAAGGUUUGGGACACCUGAGCAGCUUCGACUCCGGUCACCAUGAGAACGGCGAGUCACAUUGCUAGCGAGUAGCGACAAGUAUGGCAGUACAAUUCUCGUCACUAAUGGCUCCUACAUGUAACUGCGAAUUCGCAUCGCAAUGUCAUUUUUAGUAUGAGUUUUGUUGCA